Messenger RNA from Gossypium arboreum, 354 nucleotides. RefSeq lists its product as uncharacterized. The record is from RefSeq and is a predicted model, not a curated record. The coding region runs from base 1 to 354 and encodes 117 amino acids. The transcript has a single exon. NCBI's taxonomy places the organism in Eukaryota, Viridiplantae, Streptophyta, Magnoliopsida, Malvales, Malvaceae.
AUGAGGUUCGGUCGUAAGGGCAAGCUGAGUGCUCGAUUUAUUAGGCCGUACCGGAUUUUGAAGCGAGUGGGCCCAGUUGCAUAUCAGUUGGAGCUACCUCUAAAGUUGGAUCAUAUUUAUGACAUGUUCCACGUCUCAAUGUUGAGACGUUAUCGCUCUGAUCCCACACACAUUGUGCCUAUGGAGGAGAUUGAAGUUAGACCGGGUCUGACGUUCGAGGAGGAGCCAGUUCAGAUUUUGGAUCGUGACGUUAAGGUUUUGCGUAGGAAAUCUAUUCCAUUAGUGAAGGUGAUGUGGCAGAAUCAUAGAACAGAGGAGGCUACUUGGGAGCCAGAGGAUUCGAUGCUUCAAUAG